Pecten maximus is the source of this 2701-nucleotide messenger RNA. Its product is annotated as potassium channel subfamily T member 2-like. Gene Ontology annotation, cellular component: membrane. The transcript has 15 exons. NCBI's taxonomy places the organism in Eukaryota, Metazoa, Mollusca, Bivalvia, Pectinida, Pectinidae. Gene Ontology annotation, biological process: potassium ion transport. Gene Ontology annotation, molecular function: intracellular sodium-activated potassium channel activity. The record is from RefSeq and is a predicted model, not a curated record. Bases 39 to 1874 code for a protein of 611 amino acids.
AUAAUUACUAUUGUCGGAUGUAGCUACUUUAAUAAUUAAUGAUACAAAGCUGCCUAAUAGCGUAUUUCAUUCUUGAAGAUCACGUGUUAUGUGGAGAUGAAGUGAAGUUCGCCAUUUUGGCGAACAACUGUCUAUACCCCGGAUUUUCAGCGUUGGUAACUCUUCUGAUUCAUUCUACUACCAUCGAAGCGGAGUCUAAUGACAUGGAACCAUGGCAACAGCUUUACGGAAGACAGUCCAGGAACUCCCUAUAUAGCAUACAGCUGAACCAAAGUAAAGUGUUUCGGCGAUAUCGAGGCUGGAGUUUCACUCUCGCUUCAGCUGAUGCUCAUAAAAGGUACGGUGUGGGAUUGUUAGCGGUACUGGACAAGACAAGACACGAUUCCCGGAUACGAUUGAAUCCAGGAGAUGGAUACAAACUUCGGGACUUUGAUUGUUUGUUGUAUAUUUCUGAUGUCGCCGAAGAUGUGAUGUCAACAUCUAGAUUAGUUUCUGGGAGAGGAAAUGCCUAUGUAGGAGAUGAUCACAUUCGCGACAAUAAUAACAACCCACCGCUACACAUGAUUGAGAACUUGUACAGAGGGCGAGAACCAAGUAUUGUUUCGUCUCCUUGGGAAGAAACCCUGCAGGGAUGCGAUCUUCAAAAUACGACCGGGGACGAUAGCCAAGGAGAUAAUAUAACCCUUGGUCGGCCUCCGUCAACUUUUUGUGCCAGCACUCCUACCACACAGUGUUACGUGAUGGAGGUUAGACGUCCAGACUGCUGUUUACAGUGGGACGAGGAUUGCGAUCACUGUGCUUACAGAAAUGCACGCCAUGAUCUCUACGGACGUCAGCUGAUCAUUCUAGCGGCUGAAGAGGAAUGUGCAGGGAUUAUGAACUUCCUCGUCCCUCUUCGUUCACAUACUAUUGAAAAAGACGAACUGAGAACGAUAGUGUUGCUUCUGCAAAAACAACCAAGUGACGUCUUCAUGGAAACAAUAGCACGUUUUCCGCAAGUAUUCUGGAUUGAAGGAAGCAUUACAAGUGUUGAUGAUCUUAUAAAGUCAGGGAUUCAUAAAGCGACCCACUUAGUCGUGGCUAACAUACAAUCCUCCUUGAUUACUGACUCGGAUACUCUGUUUGCUGUCCGGAAAAUUCAAAGGCUGUUUCCAAACACGAAUGUUAUAACGGAACUGAAUCAUGCUUCCAACAUCCGGUUCCUUCAUAACAAUGUACCGGAGACAAUAAAUAUUCCAGUUGCAAUACUAGAAAAGACACUUAAAGAAAAGAUGAGUUCUACACUACCGCACCUGUUCCGCCAGCAUUUCGCCGCUGGGAAGGUGUUUAGUACUUCAAUGCUCGACAAUCUCAUGUAUCAGACGUUUGUGAAACACUAUCUGAUCAUGUUUGUGCGACGGUUGGCUGGGAUUGAGACUGAAAACAACACAGGAUAUCUCUCAAGUAUUCGAGUGGACGGCGUGACAUCCUCGACAUACACGACAUAUGGUGAAUUGUAUUACAGCCUGACUUCAACAUCAGGGAAAGUUCCUUUGGCUAUCUAUAGAACGAGGAAUUCUAAGACAAAAACGGACCAAAAUGCAUCCAAACAAAUUCCGGAGCAGAAAAGCUCUCAUCAGUUCGAAGACACGCAAGACCAUGUGUGUGGUAGACUGAAGAGUUUAGGCAUGGACUCCGAUGCAUAUAUUUCCGGUUUGAACCAAGAACAAAGCGAGAAUAUACCAUAUGUUGUCCUGAACCCGACUUCUGACACCAAAUUGAUUGACGGAGAUAUUGUGUAUGUUCUACAGCCUGCCAGCUUCCUGGGUCAUCCUCGUCAAGCAAUGAGUACUGAAGUCAUGGGGGCACAAAUGGGUCAAGAGGUUCAUGUGUGAAAUUCUAUCGUUACAGCCAAAAACACGUUUACAACAUGUGGAUAUAUAUUAAGCAUGAUCGUCCCAAAAGCCUGUUUUCCUUGCCUUUAUAUAUAUAUUUGUCUGCUGUGACGGUUAUGCCAACCAUCCUUUCUGCUAAUAGAGGAUUCACAAUAAAUUGUAUUGAUUACUACUCCGCCAUGUGUAUCUGUAAAUUAAAGGAGCGGGAAUGUAUGCCUCAGUUGUGACAUUUUCCAAAAACAAUAUAAAUACAUGAUGGAGUAACUAAUGAAAAAAAUCAAUAAAUAUAUAUAGAUAAAUUACUCAGUUACUAUACUUUUGCAUAUCUCUUCUUAUUGUGUCAAAUUAUUGUGUCUCAAUUUGAAAAGUUAUCAAUUUGCACAUGUUAAAUGGGAAGAAUUCCUAAAAGUGUAUCUAUUUAUGUCAGUGCUACUAAUCUCUUCUUAUCUGUCUAUGUGUGUGUGUGUGUGUGUGUGUGUGUGUGUGUGUGUGUGUGCGUCUCUCUCUCUCUCUCUCUCUCUCUCUCUCUCUCUCUCUCUCUCUCUGUGUUUGUGUCUCUCUGUGUGUCUCUCUAGGCAUAUUUGCAUAAAAGCAGCAAAUCUAAUUUAGCAAACGUGAUAUUACAGAGUGUAAAAGAUGAACAAAGCGGUCAGAAAAUGCUGUACAAAAUGUCAUAAUUUAGGCCGAUAUUAACAACGUUGUCAUGAACACGCCAUGUACUGGUCUGGUUGGUCAGCUUUGUAUUAUAUAUAAUUACCUUAUAUCGAAAUGAACUGUAAUGAGUUGAAAUAAUUAAAUAAUUUGAUUAUGACGUAUCAAUUUAAUAA